GAAAUCAAAGGAGAAGCAGAAGAAGAAAAAUUAAAAGCAGCCGGAGAGGAGAAGAUAUCGGCUUUUGCACGUGCAGUCAUCUUUAUGUGAUUCUGUCUCCUGGAGCUGUAAUACUCGCAUCUUGCUCAGCUAGAACAUCAGAAAAGGCUAAGACGAGCAGCAUGGGGGCAUAUCUAUCGCAGCCUAACACCACCAAGACCUCCUCCGAUGGCGGCAACAGCAAAAUGAGUUACGGCUUCUCUGCCAUGCAAGGGUGGCGGGUCUCUAUGGAGGAUGCCCACAACUGCAUUCCAGACUUUGAUGUGGACACAGCCAUGUUUUCCGUGUAUGAUGGACAUGGAGGUGAAGAAGUGGCUCUGUACUGUUCUAAGUACCUGCCUGACAUAAUCAAAGAACAGAAGACCUACAAAGACGGUAAACUACAGAAGGCACUGGAGGAUGCAUUUUUGGCCAUUGACGGCAGGAUUACCACAGCGGAUGUCAUCAAAGAGCUGGUGCAGAUUUCUGGACGACUCAGGGAGGACCCACCUGCUGAAAAGGUUGCAGAAGAAGAUGACUUGGACACAGAGGAAGCUGCUUUGCUGCACGAGGAGGCCACCAUGACGAUUGAGGAGCUGCUGGUCCGAUACGGACAAAAUCUCAAUGCUCUGAAACAUGCUGCGGCCAUCAGUGCGGCAGCUAAGAAGGGCUCCAGUGGGGAUGCCGAGGGCUCAGGACAAAAAGAAGGUGAGGAGAAGGAAAAGAAAGACACACUCAAUGGAGAAGUGGAGGAGGAGAGCGAUAAAAAGGAGAAAGAGGGAGAUGGAGUGACACGAGGGGCGAAGCUGCGAGCCUGUCGGAGAACUGCAGGAGGUGAAGGGAAUAGUGCAGCUGCCACUGGCAAGUCUGGAAAAUCUAAUGGAGAAGAGAAGGGCGGUAAAACCGAGGGAGACGCAGGUCCUUCCUGCUCCUCUGCAUCCUCAAAGACUUCUGGAGAUUCCAAGUCGAGGUUUUUCGAUGAUAGUGAAGAAUCUGAGGAGGGAGAGGAGGAAGACGGCAGCGACGAGGAGGAUGGGAGUGAAGAAGAAGAGGGUGACAGCAGUGAGUUAGAGGAAGAAGAUACUGAGGAGGGAGAGGAAGACACUGAGGAUGAGGAGGAGGAGGAGAUGUGUCUGCCUGGGAUGGACGGUAAAGAAGAGCCCGGCUCAGACAGCGGCACCACGGCUGUAGUGGCUCUGAUCCGAGGGAAGCAGCUGAUUGUGGCCAACGCCGGAGACUCUCGCUGCGUGGUGUCUGAGCGUGGCAAAGCCGUCGACAUGUCAUACGACCACAAGCCAGAGGAUGAGCUGGAACUGGCUCGCAUCAAAAACGCUGGAGGAAAGGUCACCAUGGAUGGACGAGUCAACGGAGGGCUGAACCUCUCCAGAGCCAUCGGUGACCACUUCUACAAGAGAAACGACGCUCUGCCCCCAGAGGAGCAAAUGAUUUCUGCCAUGCCGGAUGUUAAAGUUCUGACUCUGAACGAGGAUCAUGACUUCAUGGUUAUUGCCUGCGAUGGAAUCUGGAAUGUUUUAAGCAGUCAGGAGGUGGUGGACUUCAUCAGUGAGAGGCUCAAGCCAGACGAGGGUGGUGAAGUUAGACCUCUUUCAUCUAUAGUGGAAGAGCUGUUGGACCAUUGUUUGGCUCCCGACACAUCUGGAGACGGUACAGGAUGUGACAACAUGACCUGCAUCAUUGUCACAUUCCAGCCACACCCCACUCAGUCGGAGGACACAAAGAAGAGGAAGAUUCAGGAGGAGGCGGAAGAGACGGACAAGAACGACAAUAAUGGCAAAAAGGCAAAAAUUGAUUAAAGAAGGAGUGAACCUUUCCCAGAUGGGAUACUGUGUCCCACAUUGCUCUAGAUACUCCAGAGACGCAUUCUGUCCAAAUUUAAACCCUUACCUCAUAAACAAAGUGUCACCCUGAAGCAGGCAUCACAAGGACUGGAUGUGUUCGAAGGUCCACUGAUCUCGGAUCAUUUCUAUAGUUCUUUGUGUUCUGUUCUUGGUGAUUUUUUUUCGACGAUAAUUCAACCCUCUGUCAUUUUUGCUAGGCCUAAACGGGGGGAUAAAAAGCUGUACAAAUUUUAAGCUUAAAAAAACGGAAAAUCAUAUUUGCUGCCUUGAUAAAAAGCACUGCAGUUUCCAUUCAUUAGUCACUAAAAGGCAACAGGAGGAAGCAGCAAUCAUUUGGAAUAAUUACAGUCAUGCAUUGCACUCUGAUUCAGUCCUUUUCCACUCGGCAGCUUCCAUUUGUUUUGACAAAAGCUUGAAAAUAGUUGGUAUUUAGCAGUUAGACACGCUCACCGUUGUGGCUUUCCAGCAUAAAACGUGCACAUUUACGCCACAAAAUGUCAGAAUGCUCUGGGUGGGUUGUGCCAAGAACAGGCACCUCUUAAAGGUAACCGAGGAUGAAGUGGAUCAAAUAUGAGAUGUUACAGCUGGAGUAACCCUAUAUGGAGCUUCUUAGGGCAGAGAGAGCAGACUGUGUGGUAUUACUCCACAAGUGUUGGUACUGCGUUUCAGGCUCCACUGCUGAACUCGCCGCCUGAGUAGGUUCACGUCUCUUACUUGUCACCAGGGGGCUGAAGUUGAUGGAUUUGGGGUGCCGGUCCGGAUGUGCUAGCUCUUCAUAAGCAAUGCUGUUGUGUGUUUUUUCUUCUCAUCCCAUACAAGCUCUUUCCUGCUAUUCUUUCUUUGUUCAUUCCUCAAGUGUGUGUUCUUUUGAUCAGUGUAAAUUUCCUAUAUGUGAAUCCAGUUUCACUAGUGGGAUAUGAAGCUUUUAAUGAUCCACAAAUGAGUGUCUGCAGGACGCUCCGCACACCGGUCCCUGCUCCAAUGCCUUUUUUAAAAUUAUCUUUAGGAUAAGUUUUAAGGGAAGACUGUUUCCACUUUCUUUAGUUCCACUUUUGUUGAAUCAGACCUGUAACCGAUUUAGAGGGAGGAGCUUUUUUUUUUGUUUUUUUUUGUCUUUGUGAGCACAUUCUGAGAACGCCUUGAAGCUGGACUGGACUGUGGAUGAAAACAAUGCACAAGGUUAUUUUUCUGAGGGGAAAAACUAUUUGUGGUUAAGAGAACCAGUGUGAGUGUUAAGUUCUUUUCUAAUUUUAUUUACAGAAGUCUCAUUUAAAUAAUUGUGACUGUAAGUUUCUAGUGUACCUUCUUGUCAACAUGCCAUUUCUUUCUGUAAAUAGAUUUUUCAAUUCUUGUAAUUGGGGGGAGAAAUUGCAUUUUCUUUGUGAGUCAAUGUGACAUUUUGGUGCAUACUCUUUUGACAGCAGUAAGUACAUACAAAAUACAUUUUCUAAAUAAUUUGAAGUUCAUUCAU
This is a messenger RNA of Oryzias latipes (Japanese medaka), 3348 nucleotides long. It is a transcript of the gene ppm1g, whose product is annotated as protein phosphatase, Mg2+/Mn2+ dependent, 1G. Gene Ontology annotation, biological process: protein dephosphorylation. The record is from RefSeq and is a predicted model, not a curated record. NCBI's taxonomy places the organism in Eukaryota, Metazoa, Chordata, Actinopteri, Beloniformes, Adrianichthyidae. Gene Ontology annotation, molecular function: protein serine/threonine phosphatase activity; cation binding. Gene Ontology annotation, cellular component: nucleoplasm.